AUAGGAAGAUUGCUCUCCACUUCCAGGUUUUAUAAUCUUGUCCGAUUGUAAAAUCAGUGAUUUUAAAUCACGCAUGUAAAUAAUAUAUUAAAUCUGCACCACAUACACAAGUUAGAUUAACUUUGUUGCGAGAAAUGCUAGCGUAACCAUGCAAUUAUCUCCAUGGUACAAGUGCAACACUUGCAGCUUUCUUCUCCCAUCAAAACCUAAGAUUUGCAAACACCUCUUAAACAAGCACAAAAUUAGGGUGCAGAAAAGGAAACAAAACAAUACAGAAUGGUCUGUCGUCCAGCUGUAUCAAAAUUUCAAAGUCAGCUUGUACAAAUUGAAUUUAAACCACGCUGAAGUGGAGGACAUUAUGGAUGAUGAUGAGGACGCUUCCUCUUAUCCAUCCCAUUUAUUUCCAGAAGGUGAACCAAUAAUCGACUCUCCACAAAUUAUUGGCGAAGAUGAAACUCAAAAUUCUGAAGAUGACGAUGAUGACGAGUUUUAUGAAUCAUACAAAUCGUACAACGUAGACCACGACGACGGUACUCUAAAAACUUUCUCCACUCAUCACUUAAACUUUGAGCACGGAAUUUACACCUGCACCGGACCAUUUGACGCCGAGCCGCCAGAGUUGGAAUAUUACAACAGUUCUCCUCCCACCCCUGCUGACCCGCUCGAAUACAGCAACGAAGAUUGUGACAUUCUUAAGAUUGAGGAGGAGGAAUACGCAGACGAAAGUUACUACCUGCCAAGUGACGAUGGCGAUGCCAGCCUCCCGCUACCCUUGACACCGCAACCUUUCCGAGAAGCGGAAGAACCUACCUCAAACCUCAAAAUUACCACCACCAAACCUACAAGUGAACAGAGAGCGAGCCUACCCCCGAAGAUUAAAAUUGGGGAAAUUUUCUCAAACUUUAGGAAAAAGCAUAGCUCCAGUUUCAUGAUAGAGAAGAGAAAGCAGUAUGAAAGAGCGAACAAUUUAGAAUUCGUGGAAGUAAGUAAACCAAACGUGAGCUUGAGGAAGCACGUUUGUCCGUAUGAAAAUUGUGGGAGAGAUUAUAAAAAGUCGUCCCAUUUGGUGGCUCAUAUUCGAACUCACACCGGCGAGAAGCCCUACGUUUGCACAUGGCCAGAAUGUUGCUGGAAAUUUGCGAGAUCUGAUGAGUUAACCAGGCACUUGAGGAAACACACAGGCGAGCGUCCUUAUCAGUGUACCGAGUGCGACUCCUCCUUUAAACGCUCGGACCACUUGGCUAUCCACAAGAAAUCUCAUUUGAGGGCCAACCUCGCCGUCGAAAUUCACAAUAAGAAUUACAUCAACGUUUAAUCGUACAAAAUAGAACAUCAUACAUAAAAAAGAUUUAUUAUGUUACAGGAUACUGACAUUAUUCAUCACAAUAAAUUGUUAAUAAUGAUAAAGAUUAUGAAGUAUUUAAUAAACGCUUAACCUUCUAGGAUGA
Folsomia candida is the source of this 1448-nucleotide messenger RNA. Its product is annotated as zinc finger protein 572. The transcript is spliced from 4 exons. Gene Ontology annotation, molecular function: RNA polymerase II cis-regulatory region sequence-specific DNA binding; DNA-binding transcription factor activity, RNA polymerase II-specific. Gene Ontology annotation, biological process: regulation of transcription by RNA polymerase II. NCBI's taxonomy places the organism in Eukaryota, Metazoa, Arthropoda, Collembola, Entomobryomorpha, Isotomidae. Bases 149 to 1315 code for a protein of 388 amino acids. The record is from RefSeq and is a predicted model, not a curated record.